Manis pentadactyla (Chinese pangolin) is the source of this 1227-nucleotide messenger RNA. RefSeq lists its product as uncharacterized. NCBI's taxonomy places the organism in Eukaryota, Metazoa, Chordata, Mammalia, Pholidota, Manidae. The record is from RefSeq and is a predicted model, not a curated record. Bases 1 to 627 code for a protein of 208 amino acids. The transcript is spliced from 3 exons.
AUGGCGUGGAAGGGGGGAGACUCUUUAAAGUGCGUCAGAGGGAGGCGAGCGCCUGGGAACCCGGAGGCCUGGAUCCGGGCCGAGAAUGGAACGGAGUCGGCGCCGCUGCCUCGGCUGUGCCUCCUGCGCCUGCCGGGCUGCCGGCCUCUCCGCGCCGUCGCCGCGCACUCCCCGCUCACUCGCUCCCGCGGCGCCCACGGCGGCUUCUCCUUCUCCGCUUUCGCCUCCUCCUCUUCCUUCGGCUUCUCCUCCUCCUCCUCCUCCUCUUCCUCCACCUCUUUCCCCACCUACUCCCCCCUCAGCUACCGCCUCCUCCUCUACCACUACCAUACCCUCCGGGGCACCCCGAUCCCUGCAGAGUCCCCGGCCCGGCCAGCGCUGCCUCCUCUGCGGCCCCCGGAUCCCGAGCCUGCUGAGCCCGAGCUGGUAGGACCGAGACACCGACACCCAGAUUCCUCUUGCCUAGCGUUCUGCCUUGGUGACUCCCUCGCAUACGGGGAUCUGGGAUGGCCCCGGGAGCAUCGCGAGGCUUUAAAGGGCCUCUGGAACGUUCAAGUCUUGCAUAUGAAGAUUCGUUUCAAUUUCCAAAUUGCCUCUAAAUGCCUACGUUGGAAAAUGACACUUUAAGUUGUCUUCUGUGUCUGAGACAGAACACUUAGACUUACGCUUUCUGGACCAAGUGCCAAAUCCUUAGGGCUUGCCGUGAACGUGGAGAAGAAUGCCCUCCAGUGUAUUUACGAAAUGUGUGUCUCCCCCGCCAAGCUCAUUGGAGUCUGACCUCUAUAAGAGAUCAUCUGCUAACUCCAUUACUCCAAAAGGGAGCUGGUCAUUUGGAAUCUUUACAUCCAUCCAAAGACACGUGGGCAUUUGGGGAACUGGGUUGGUGCAAGCACUGGUGGUGGUGACACCAGCAUUCAAAGAAACGUUGUGUGCCUCCCCUCCUCAGGCUCCCUGUACUGAGCUGGUGCUUGGGUGAUACCGAGCUCCAGACCCAUGGAUAUGUCAGAAGAUGACGUUCUACGUAAUAAAUGUGAUCUAUAAUAUAGCAUAUAUAUGGUCGGUUCGUAUUAUAUAUUAUUUAGCUUGUAAUAUGUAUUAUGUGGUUUCAUCAUAUUAUGAACUGUUUAACAUAUAUUUAACAUCUACUUCUUAUAUUUAUUAGAUUGUUAACGCAUACUAACGCAUACAAUACAUGCGUGAUGUAUUUUCUGUUGUAUACAGCUGUGG